This is a messenger RNA of Danio rerio (zebrafish), 3012 nucleotides long. The record is from RefSeq and is a predicted model, not a curated record. Lineage: Eukaryota; Metazoa; Chordata; Actinopteri; Cypriniformes; Danionidae.
UCCCACUGACCGCCCACCAGCGGCGCUUCUCAGCGGAGCAUCUCGCUCUUUUAUCUCACCCGAGGACGACUAAGUUAACAAACUUCAGGCUUGAGGGUUGUACUUUUCAUUUUAAUAAUAGCCUGUGGGGUUUUAUAGUGGGGUUCGCCGAAGUUGCUUUGAGCGUUUACAUGUUUGAAAACGGUCGCGGAAAAUUACAAUGAAGCUAAACUAACACUCAUUCAGGACUGAGAAGAAGAACCAGCGGCACGUGCCUGUCCUCAUUCAAAAGGAAGCAUGGGGUCAUUACGAAAGCCCAGACCCCGUUUCAUGAGCUCGCCCGUGCUGUCAGACCUGGCCCGCUUUCAUGCCAGCUCGCCAACUUUGCAACUGUCCAACGCCAGUGUUUGGAACAGUGUCCAGACGGCUGUUAUUAAAGUGUUUGAAGGUGGAGGACUUCAGCCCAAUGAGCUUUAUACCUUAAAUGAAAGUAUAAGAUGGCUUUUGAGGACUGAGCUGGGAUCAUUUAUCACUGAAUAUUUUCAGGAUCAACUCUUGAAUAAGGGUCUGACGAGUAUUUUAGAACAGAUUCAGCUUCAUGAUGAUGAAAACCGUCUCCAAGCGCUGUCUGAGAUGUGGGUGAGGUUUUUCACAGAGAUCCUGCCAACUCUUCAAGCUAUUUUCUACCCUGUGCAGGGUCAGGAGUUGACUGUCAGGCAAAUGGCUCUGCUAGGCUUCAGGAACAUGGUUCUGUUAAAGCUUUCCUUGGAGAAGGUGCUUCAGGACUCCUCGUGUCCUUCUUCAAUCACACAGAUGCUGCUCAUUCUGCAGGGCAUUCAUGAGCCCAACGGACCAACGCAAGAGUAUUUUCUACUGGAGAGACUAGUAGAGAUGGUUAUAUCGCCUUACCUGAGUAACUACCUCAAGAGGAGCCCGAGUGAUUCUUCUUCAGAGGGUAACAGACUGGUUAACACUCCACACCUCGCUCAACCCGAGAUUAUGGUGACGCAUUUUGCCCACGAGUCCUUCCUGGCACCUCUAAUUGAACACGAAGGUGAAGCCUAUUUGGAAAGGACUGCCGGUGUGAGACGCCACACUGUCGCCAAUGUGCAAUCGGACAUCCAGCUCCUGACCAUGAAUAACAGGAUGCACUCAGAGAAAGUCGAGGUCAGUGGGACAUCCAGAACAACCAAGACAGAGAGCAAAAGGACACCUAAGACUCCUUUCUGCAGCGAACCUGCCUUUUUUGACUCCCUGCCAAGUGGCAUGGAAAUCCGGCGAGGCCAAAGCAAUGCAGAGAUGAAGUGUGGCUUAACUAGUUAGAAAAGCGUCACUAUCUGUUCACUGCAAUCUUCUAAAGUCAAGAUAACUGAGACAAGCUAGGACGUGUUCCUUUAACACUAGAACCGCCAUGAGGUAAAAUUGACCCAUUUCUGUUUUCAGAUUCACACAUAACAAAAAAAAAAAAACUGUAGAAACUACCACAAAAAGUUCCAGUGAAAUCGAGAUAAAGUUUUUUGGAUGUUAAUAUCAGUAUGCCCCUGAUAAAUAAAGUGAUUAAGCUGAAGGAAAAUGAAGUAAUGAAUAUCAGUAUGUUAGCCUAAAGGAUAUCUAUGAGUUAGUGUGCUCCAAAACAUUGACAAAUGUCAAUAUUAAGAACAUUCAUUCACUUUCUUUCAGCUUAGUGCCUGAAUAUCAGGGGUCACCACAGCGGAAUGAACCGCCAAAUUUUAUAUCAUAUGUUUAAUGCUACGUAUGCCCUUCUAGACGCAACCCAGUACUGGGAAACACCCAUACAUUCUCAUUCACACAUACUCUAUGGCCAAUUUACUCAGUUCACCUUUAGCGCAUGUCUUUGGACUGUGCGGGAAACCCUAGCACCCGGAGGAAACCCACAUGAACACAGGGAGAACAUACAAACUACACAUAGAUAUCCCAACUAGACUCGAACCAGCGACACAGUGUGUCUGAGCCACCAUGCUGACUAUUAAGAACAUAUAACCCUCAUAUAAACACUCAAAGCUUGCAGUUUCUUCAUCUGACCAAACAAAUGCUCUUUAGCAUUUGACAUGCCCUGCCCCCUUCUUUGCUAUUUGCACUUGUGCUCAACCAACUGUCACCGGCAGAGUUGUGAUAGAAAUGAAAUACUAUUGGCCAUUUUUUUAAAGGGGGAGGAGCCCUGUCUUUACAAGACAGGCCCGUAACUCAACAAGACCACCCCUUUUUCAAAUCACUAUUGCCCUUAUUUUUUGAUGCGGAAGUGUGCUCAUUUUUGCAAUUGUUUUUGUUAACUUCCGAUUUAGCUACCUAUGGUAUAAAUGAUAGCAGAAAACCGUCAAACGACUUGCUCUUCAAACAAGUUUGUUUACGACAAAGUAGAUUAUUGUAACUAGAAAAUAUCAGUUUGCAACAAAAAUCUAUGGAAGUAAAUGAGACUGGAAGUCUCGAGCCAAGAAUAAGGUCAAUAGUUACUAGACAUGCCCCUUACUGCUGAUUGGCUGCAAGUGUGUUUCGGGAUUCGGUCCGACACUGUGUCAAAAAUAUUCCUUAUUAGUAGUGCAAUACAUCCCAAUGGAAUAUGUCCUUAAACACACUAGAAACAAUCAAAUGUAAAGGUUUUAGUGGUAUUUGUAUUGAAAAUCUAAUUUAAAAGCUGUUAACAUUACACUUGCAUUACCAAUGCAACAACUGGCGCAUUUGUAUUACAUUCCAAAGAGCUCUUUUAUCAGCAUCACAGUGGAAAACUUCACCGACCUGAUUUCACCAAGUAGGACAUGUUCCUGGAUUAAUAUCUGUGUUGAUCCUGGAACAGCAUUCCAAUCAGCCAAUCAGAAUUAAGGGAUACAUUUACAGUUUAAGUUUAGGCACCUCUCCGUGGUUGUUAUGCAGCAUCUAUUCUCCUUUUUUGGGAUUUUGGGAUUAAUUUACAGUUAUGGUUGGGUUUAGGGGUAGGGAAUAGGUUUGGAUUACACUUUCCAACAAAAAUUAUGUUCUAGGACAGUGGUGGCCAAACUCGAUCCUGGAGGGCCGGUG